UUAAUUAUUUAUUAAAGGGUGUAUUAAUGAAACAAAAAAUUUUCAAAAAGGCGAUUAUCACAAAAAUAAUUAUGAUACUUAUUACUCUUUAAAUCCUGAUAAUGAAACGAUUGAUUUAAAUUCAUUGAUAAUUCCUAUUCCGAUACAUUUUAAUCCUCGAUAUGGAGUUGAAGCCCCGGAAAUUGAAUUGCCUGAUGAUUCUUUGGCUGAUGUUGAUUUGAAAGAUCAUGAUUUCAUUGAUAAUCUUAUGUAUGUGUAUUUUGAGAAGGAUAAAGGGGAUAUUAACCAUGGGGAGACAAUUUUGUUAAUUGGUACUGGUGUAAGUAGUGUGAUUGAGUUUGUUACAAUGGUUUCAGCUGGUAUGCAUCAAAAAAUUAAAUUUGGGAUACAAAAAGGUGCAAAGAUAAUGUUUUUGUAUUGGUUGAUUUGUUUAUUUUUUUCUAAUAUACUCUUUAUGAUGAAUCUUUCUGUGAAUAUGCCUAUUUACAGCUGCGAAUUCACAUCUUUACUCUUUUAUUAUUUACAUAUUGUGAUUGCUUCUUCACUAUUUAUUUAUACAUUAUGGAUAAAAAACGUUUUAAGAAAUAAUAAAUAUUCACGAGUAAAGUUUCUGAUAUUUUUAGAGCACGUUUUUGCACUCAUUCUUUAUCUCGUAUCACUUUUAUUUUCUUGUACUCAAAACGUACGUCCGAUUUGUUAUAUUUCAAUUCAAAGGGAGACCAUUUUUGAGUACACGGUGCCGAUUUGCAUUUUGAUUUUUGCAACAACUUUCUUUUCGUUAAAUGGGAUAAGAAGAGUUAACCUGGAACUAUCAGACUUGGGUUAUGACUCCACGGAUUUUCAAGUAAAGCACAUUGAAAGUGGAAUUUUCGACCCCGUGGUUGAACACCGCAUUUAUACUUUAAAAGAGUUUAAGAAAUUGUUGAAAGUAUUGUGCGUUACGCAAUGUUUUUAUGAGAUCGUUUGGUUCAUUAGCGUUUUGGCCAUAGAAAAUUUGAACGAGAAUAAUUUGGCUGCAAUUACUUAUGGGGUUAUAUCGUUUAUUAUGAAUUGUUACAUUUUUUGGAAGAGGAAGGUUUUUCUACCACCUGCAAGUGAGAACUCUUAUAAUGAUGGUGUUAAAGGAGCUGGAAAGAUUAUCGAUGUUGUCUCUGAUGGGUUAUUAGCUGAUGAUAUUCCUUUAUUGAUGGACAUUGAGAGCGAUGUUGAUAUAGCCGAGAUAAAAACGGAUUAUAUUGACGAUGCUAUAACUAAUUAAAUAUAUGUGCCAAUAAUCUUUAAUUGUUGUGGAAAUAUAUUCUCUUCAAUGUUAAAAAUAAAAAUAAAUGUGACAAUAUUAAUUUAA
Molecule: messenger RNA, 1345 nt
Organism: Onthophagus taurus
Lineage: Eukaryota; Metazoa; Arthropoda; Insecta; Coleoptera; Scarabaeidae
Source: RefSeq, a predicted model, not a curated record